ACUCCACAGAUAAGGUACAAAAAUAUGUCCAGUCCUAGGAGGAAGCUGCACAACUGGGAAACUGGCUUGUUGCGCGGACCUGCCAUCUAGUGGUGAAACUAUCACAUUAACUUGUUGUUUUGUGUACCGCUAGCUGAUGAGCCAUGAAGUAAAACAAGCUGAAUUUAAUUUGAAACGCAUGAUGACGUCAAACUUAACAGGACACUGAAAUAAAAAGUCUUCCUAGAAAUGUUUACAUCUAGAUAGCCGGCAGUCAUCGCUGCUGCACGGACUGCUUAAAUCCGGACUGCUGUGGAGCAGGGCUGCUUUAGCAGCCAGCCAAGAUGGACACCGCUGAGGAAGCCGAUAUCUGCCGGGUAUGUCGGUCAGAGGGGACCCAGGACAAGCCCCUUUACCACCCUUGUGUUUGCACCGGCAGCAUCAAGUUCAUCCAUCAGGAAUGCUUACUGCAGUGGCUGAAACACAGUAGAAAAGAAUACUGUGAAUUAUGCAAACACAGGUUUGCAUUUACACCAAUCUAUUCUCCAGACAUGCCAUCUCGCCUGCCUGUGCAGGACAUCUUUGCAGGGCUGGUCACCAGUAUUGGAACAGCCAUCAGAUACUGGUUCCACUACACACUGGUGGCCUUUGCCUGGCUAGGUGUGGUACCGCUCACAGCAUGUCGUAUCUACAAGUGUUUAUUUACCGGCUCUGUGAGCUCUCUCCUUACCCUGCCAUUAGAUAUGCUUUCAACGCAAAACCUGCUUGCUGACUGCCUCCAAGGCUGUUUUGUGGUCACAUGCACACUAUGUGCCUUCAUCAGCCUGGUGUGGCUCAGAGAGCAGAUUGUGCAUGGAGGCGCUCCUCAGUGGUUAGAGCAAAAUCAACCCCCACUGGUUCCUAAUCAGCCCAACGGCCCUGCACCAGCUAAUCAGGGUGUGGGCGGUAACGCUGCAGCCAAUGCUCAGGAUCCUGCAGAUGCUGAAGCUGCCCAGAAUCCUGCAGAGCUUGGUCCAGAUGGGCUGGCGCCUGCUAACGUGCAUGUAGCUGGCAACCAUGAUGAGGCAGAACUGGAUGAUGAUGAAGACGAUGAUGAUGAUGAUGAAGGGGAGGAUGAUGACGAGGAAGAAGAGGAUGAUGAAGGGAGGGAGGAAGAUGCUGCCGAUGCCAAUGAAGGAGGACAAGAAGAUUUGAACUGGAAUGCACUGGAGUGGGACCGUGCAGCAGAGGAGCUGACCUGGGAGAGGAUGCUGGGGCUGGAUGGUUCCCUAGUUUUCUUGGAACAUGUGUUUUGGGUGGUGUCUCUCAACACACUCUUCAUUCUGGUCUUUGCAUUUUGCCCAUAUCACAUUGGUCACUUCUCAGUGGUUGGACUUGGUUUUGAAGACUAUCUCAAAGCCUCACACUUUCACGGCCUUAUCACCACCAUACUGGGGUACAUCCUCCUGGCUGGAGUCCUUAUUGUCUGCCAUGCCCUGGCUUCAUUAGUGAAGUUCCAGAGGUCCAGACGCCUGCUGGGUGUCUGCUACAUUGUUGUCAAGGUGUCCUUACUGGUUUCCAUGGAGAUAGGCUUGUUCCCACUUAUUUGCGGCUGGUGGCUCGACAUUUGUUCACUGGAGAUGUUUGAUGCCACUCUGAAGGACAGGGAGCAGAGCUUUGACUCUGCUCCUGGCACCACCAUGUUCCUCCACUGGCUGGUCGGUAUGGUCUACGUCUUCUACUUUGCCUCCUUCAUCCUUUUGCUCAGAGAGGUGCUCCGGCCAGGUGUGCUGUGGUUCUUGAGGAACCUGAAUGAUCCAGACUUUAACCCAGUCCAAGAGAUGAUCCACCUGCCCAUCUAUAGACACCUGCGGAGGUUCAUACUCUCUGUGGUGGUGUUUGGCUCCAUUGUUCUCCUGAUGCUUUGGCUUCCUAUAAGAAUCAUCAAGCUGCUGUUCCCAAACUUUCUUCCCUACAAUGUCAUGCUUUAUAGUGACGCCCCGGUCAGUGAGCUGUCGUUGGAGCUGCUGCUGCUUCAGGUGGUUCUGCCAGCACUGUUGGAGCAGGGCCACACUCGCCAGUGGCUCAAGCGCCUCAUCCACGCCUGGACGUUCACAGCUGGAUAUGUGCUUGAUCUUCACUCCUACCUGCUGGGAGACCAUGAAGAAGAUGACAACCAACAAAAUAACCAUCCUGGUCGCGUUAACAACAACCGGAUCCCGGGCCUCGGGGAAGGGCUUCACGCUGCCCAUCAGGCCAUUCUGCAGCAGGGUGGCCCCGUUGGUUUCCAGCCGUACCACCGGCCCAUCAACUUCCCCAUGAAGAUCAUUCUGUUGGUUGUCUUCAUGUGUGUCACACUGUUAUUAGCAAGUCUGAUCUGCCUCACACUGCCAGUGUUCGUGGGUCGUUGGUUGAUGUCCUUCUGGAUGGGCAGCGCCAUGGUUCAUGAGCUGUACACAGCAGCCAGCGGUCUAUACGUCUGCUGGCUGUCCAUUCGAGCUGCCACGGUGUUGCUGUCUUGGAUGCCACAGGGACGGACAGUCAUCAUGCUCAAAGUCCACGAGUGGACGCUCAUGAUCCUUAAGACGGUGGUGGUAGCCCUGCUGUUAGCUGCGGUAAUUCCUCUGCUGUUGGGUCUGCUGUUUGAGCUGGUCAUUGUUGCUCCUCUCAGAGUGCCACUAGACCAGACGCCUCUCUUCUACCCCUGGCAGGACUGGGCGUUGGGUGUGCUUCAUGCUAAAAUCAUCGCUGCUAUAACACUGAUGGGCCCUCAAUGGUGGCUUAAAACCGUUAUUGAGCAGGUGUAUGCUAACGGCAUCAGAAAUAUUGACCUCCAUUUCAUUGUGCGUAGGCUGGCUGCCCCAGUCAUCUGUGUGUUGCUGCUAUGUCUCUGUUUGCCCUACACAGUCUCUAAAGGUGUUACACCACUGUUAGGAGUACAACCAGAGAUGCAGACACUUGUGGAGAGGAGAAUCUAUCCGUUCCUGCUCAUGGUCUUCAUCCUAUUGGCCAUCCUGUCGUUUCAGAUACGACAGUUCAAACGCCUCUACGAACACAUCAAAAAUGACAAGUACCUGGUUGGACAGCGACUGGUGAACUAUGAACGUAAGGCGGGCAGGAGCGUGUCCUCCUACAGCACCUCCUCAUAGACUGAACCGUGCUGUGGAAUCAGUGGAGCAUACUCACACUAGCCCAUCACCAGUAGCCACCAUCAACGUAUUGUGAUGAAACCUCUUUUGUUUUCUUCCUGCUCGGCUGUCGGCUGCACUGUUUACAGGCUGCGUUUGAAGCAGAGUCCUUUAAUUCGGCCCGACACACCGCAGUCACAGGGACAGGUUAGAGAGGGAAGGCAGACGGAUCCUGAUCACCAAACCUGCAGAAGCUGUCAGAGUGACUGAAACUCGUCAACUGUCCAUCCUGGUAAACGUUCAUGUCCAACGCAGCUGAAGUUUUCAUUUGUAUUUCACUUGUUUUUAAAAGGCUUUGUGUUGAAGUCAGCUUUUUUUACCUCAGACUGUGCUUCCCUUUGAGUGAAUGUUGUAAAGUAGUGUCUGGGUCACUUUGUUUAGACCUGUACAUAACCACAACAAGAAUCCCUCUCUGUUCCUGUGUGCAUCAACAAGUUUUCCUCACCUUCCUUUAUCAGAAUGAAGUAGUCAGUGAUGAGGAGAGACAUGAAUGACGUAGCAAUGUGAUUGUAUUAUUUUUAUUUAUUUUUUUUUUUUUAAGUGGUUUUUAUUAGAUGUGUGCGUUCAUAUAUUUUUAGCCUUGUAUAUUUCUUGAGUGAGCUGGUAGAUAACCCUUUGAGAAUUAGAAAAAAUGAAAAUUGCAUUUCUUUAUGGCCACACUCGCCAAGGACGGGCUCCUGUGGUUUGUUUUUGGAGGCAUGGGCCUGUAAGUUUGGACAUCAGUCUGGUUUU
Molecule: messenger RNA, 3878 nt
Organism: Pundamilia nyererei
Lineage: Eukaryota; Metazoa; Chordata; Actinopteri; Cichliformes; Cichlidae
Product: E3 ubiquitin-protein ligase MARCH6-like
Exons: 26
Coding region: 324-3107 (927 amino acids)
Biological process (GO): ERAD pathway
Cellular component (GO): endoplasmic reticulum membrane
Molecular function (GO): zinc ion binding
Source: RefSeq, a predicted model, not a curated record